AUGCUAAGGUCAAUCAAUAGGCUCGCAAAAUCGCGGGUCUCAAUUAGAAGGGAUGACCUUACAUGGACCUACAAGGCAAAAUGCUAUUCAACUGAGACAUCGCCGGAAACACCCCCUUCGCUUUCGCCUUCACCUUCACCUUCACCAGAUCAGGAGGCAAUUGAGGAGGCUAUUGAGGAAGCACGGAUGUUGAAGGCAGUUGUGGAAGAACGAAUGAGAUCGGUAGCCGAGAAAGCACGGAUUAAGUCAGCUGUUGAAAGAGCAAGACUACAAAGGAAAGCAAUUGAAGCAAACGCCAUCACCAAAGUGACAGCAUCCAAGACGACUGUCGUCAAAGGACUCGCCAUUAAGAAAGCUGCUGUCAAAGGCAUUGCCACCAGAACCAUCCCUACCAGAAGCGUUUCUAUCAAAUCGACCACACUGAAAGAUGCUGCUAUAAGGAAUGCCGCUGCAAAGGCUGCCAUUGCGAAGGAUAUCACUGCAAAAAAUGCCACCGUACAAGAUAUUAAUACGACAAACAAUACUACGAAAAAUACUGUGGUAAAGAAUCCCACAACAAAGGUCACUAUUGCGGAGGAUGUCACGGUCAAGGUUGCCAUUGAGAAAAAUACCGCUAUCCAGAAGGACACCAAGAAGGCUUCAAUUCCAAAAGACAAGUCUGCAAAGAAGGCCAUUGUGAAAGAUGCCGUUAUGAAGACUGUCACUGCGAAGACUCCCCCCACGAAAGACGUUACUGCGAAAGAUACCACUACCGCUGCAACAAAAGCCGGAUCUUCCACACCCAUCAGGAGUUACAGAACUGUUGGAGCGGCCAACAAACGUACUCCCAACAGGAUCAGGCAACAAGCGCAUACGAAGUCAAAAAUGUCGCGGAAAAGGUCACAGAAGGGAAACCCGUCAUCAAGCGGGCCUCCAUCAGAGCCGCCAUUGCUGUCGGAACUGCCAGAGCUGACAUUCCAGCCAGACCCAUCACUGGCUGAGGGAGCGCCUAGAGAAGAAGAGUUGACAACAGAACCAUUACCAAAGCAACAGCCAUUGGCAGAAGACGACUACUGGCGACUUAGGAGAGAAAAUUUCUCUGAAAAAUUUCUCAAAAACCUGGUUCGGUUGAAAAGCAUGUCGAAGGACGAGAGAAACGAAAACAUCAGAAAGACCUACGGCUGGUCAUUGGAAGUCCCAUACUCGAGGGAGCUAUACUAUAGCCCUAAGAAUCGCAGAAGGAAUCUCAUAUUGCGGAAGCGCUUCGCUGCACUCCAACAACUUCGUUUGAUCAUGGGUUACGGUGCCAACACAGAUUUCAGAGACGAGUGGCUGAACGACCUGCCGUACCGAUUGAAGAAGACUAGCAUGAGGGAUGUUAGGUUCAUCUGCAUUGAUACUGACAUGGUACGAAGACUGCCCUAUACGCUUCGAGACGAGACCAAGAGACGUGUCACGUCUUUUCAUCUUGGCGUAGCAAUUCUCGAUACCAGAGACAUUCGGGAUGUCAUUACACGGUCAAUCAAUUUACCAAACCCGGCGGAUCUUAUCAAGACAUAUGAGUUCGCGGUUCAAACCGAAGUUCCCCAAACAGACAAUUUUAUCUUCGGUGAGACACAGGCGAUAUCUCUAAGUGGUCUCAAGAAGAAAUUCCUUGAGUGGCAGCACGGUCGAACUGUAAUUGGCGUCGCAUACUCGGCUCGUAACGACUAUAUCAUCUUGAGAGACUUUGGAGUCUUCCUCAACCAUAUUUACUGGCUCGACCUGUGCCAGGCAACAUAUCUCAUCACUCAACAGUCCAAGGCAAUCAACCUCCGCGAAGUGCUAGAAUUGUUAGGCAUCCGCUAUUCCAAGUUACAUUCGGCUGGUAAUGAUGCUCACUUUACAAUGCGAGCUUUGAUGGGGUUGGCAGUUCUCGAUUUGAUGAACGAGUUACAGUAUGGCGCACAUAUCCAGCCCUGGUGCGGCCUGGCCGCGAGAGUCGCCAAGGCUCCGCUGCCAUUAACAGAACGAGAGGAACUAAAAAGAAAGGAAAGACAGCUAGCGGAAAGGAAAGCAGCUACGAUAAAUUGGCAUAGAAAACGCAGGCUGAGCAAGGUCCCGUUGCCGUACCCUGGUCAACAUUGA
Molecule: messenger RNA, 2106 nt
Organism: Fusarium pseudograminearum CS3096
Lineage: Eukaryota; Fungi; Ascomycota; Sordariomycetes; Hypocreales; Nectriaceae
Exons: 1
Coding region: 1-2106 (701 amino acids)
Source: RefSeq, a predicted model, not a curated record